Messenger RNA from Selaginella moellendorffii, 1741 nucleotides. Its product is annotated as acetylornithine aminotransferase, mitochondrial. The transcript is spliced from 3 exons. Gene Ontology annotation, biological process: arginine metabolic process. Lineage: Eukaryota; Viridiplantae; Streptophyta; Lycopodiopsida; Selaginellales; Selaginellaceae. Gene Ontology annotation, molecular function: identical protein binding; pyridoxal phosphate binding; transaminase activity. Gene Ontology annotation, cellular component: chloroplast stroma. The coding region runs from base 53 to 1498 and encodes 481 amino acids. The record is from RefSeq and is a predicted model, not a curated record.
GUGUGGUUUAUAGGGUUCUUCAAUUCUUGGGGGCAUCAGGGAGGCGCCAGCUAUGGCAUGCGGUCAGGGGCGCCUCAAUGGCUGCUACAUCGACUCUUUCUACCAGCAGCAGCAGCAGCAGCAUCGGGGAGUGGCAUUGUCGCGGGCGGGAUUUGGAGCUCGCUGUAAGCUCGCCCCUAGAUUGCCCAAGAAAGUGCUGGCGGUGGAUGUGCGCCAAAAUGCGGCCACGCAGCAGCAGCAGCAGCGAGUGCCGCUCGAGUGUAGCCAGGACGUGAUCGAUGCCGAGGCGAGGCUGUUCGUCCACACUUAUGAUCGAGUUCCAGUGGCGUUUGUGAGGGGGCAUGGAUGCAAGCUCUACGACAUCGAUGGGAAGGAGUACUUGGACAUGGCGGCUGGGAUCGCUGUGAAUUCCCUGGGGCAUGGCGAUCCGCUGUGGGUGAAAGCCGUCUUGGAGCAGGCUACCACGCUCGCGCAUGUCAGCAAUGUUUAUCACUCCUUGCCUCAGGUGAGACUCGCAGAGAGAUUGGUCCAAUCCUGCUUUGCAGAUCGCGUCUUCUUCUCAAACUCUGGCACCGAGGCCAACGAGGCCGCAAUCAAGUUUGCGAGAAAGUACCAGAGGGUGAAAGCCAAAGAGAAGAGUGACAAGCAGGCAUCUCCUCCUCUGGUGGAAGGGCCCAUCGCCACAGACUUCGUGGCCUUCUCCAAUAGCUUCCACGGGAGAACUCUGGGAGCCCUGGCGCUGACGAGCAAGGACAAGUACCGGGCUCCGUUCGAGCCAAUCAUGCCCGGGGUCAAGUUUGUGGAGUUCGGCAACUUGGAAGCCGCCAAGAAGAUCGUCCAGCAGCAGAGAACCGCGGCGGUGUUUGUAGAGCCGGUCCAGGGCGAAGGCGGUGUCUAUCCAGCGAUUGGCCAUUUCCUCGAAGGCCUUCGAGCGCUGUGCUCCAGCACUGGAACUCUCCUAGUCUUUGACGAGGUCCAGUGCGGUCUCGGCAGAACUGGAAAGCUAUGGGCUCACGAAGCAUACGGCAUAGAGCCGGAUAUCAUGACUCUGGCCAAGCCGCUUGCUGGGGGGUUGCCGAUUGGAGCUGUCCUCGUGACUCAAGCAGUAGCGGACGCCAUCGUUCCAGGCGAUCACGGCAGCACUUUCGCCGGGAGUCCUCUGGUUUGCAGCGCGGCUCUGGCAGUUCUCGAUCGUCUCCAAGAGCCCGGCUUUCUAGACAGCAUCGCAGGCAAAGGCAACCAUCUGCGAGAGCUCCUGACGCGAAGACUGGCACCGUUCGCGCACGUAAAAGAAGUCCGUGGUGCCGGGCUGCUGGUUGGGAUUCAGCUGGACGUAUCGGCGGCGCCGCUGGUGACGGCGGCUCGCAGCAAAGGGCUGAUCGUUCUGACGGCGGGGGCCGGGGACGUGGUGAGGCUAGCGCCGCCGCUGGUCAUCUCGGAGGCGGAGCUGGAGCACUGCGUGGAAAUCCUCGUGAGCUGCAUUUCUUCUCUGGAUUGAUGAAGAGCCUUCGGAGAAAAACACAACUCGGCCACGGCUCUAGUUGGCCGCCCAAAAUCCUUGACGAAGCGAUCCGAUACACGACACUCUUAGUCAAGAAGGGUUUAAGUUCCUCGUCUGGACUCCAACGAUCCUUGAUUUUGUUCUAAUUCCUGCUUCUGGAAUGUGGUACCGCGAUAAAGUAGACGGUCUCUCGCUUCUCCACACACACACAUCUUAUCUAUGCCCUACGCUCUUUGCAAA